Messenger RNA from Elephantulus edwardii (Cape elephant shrew), 887 nucleotides. It is a transcript of the gene DOLPP1, whose product is annotated as dolichyldiphosphatase 1. Gene Ontology annotation, biological process: protein N-linked glycosylation; lipid biosynthetic process. Gene Ontology annotation, molecular function: dolichyldiphosphatase activity. Gene Ontology annotation, cellular component: intracellular membrane-bounded organelle; endoplasmic reticulum membrane. The transcript has 8 exons. The record is from RefSeq and is a predicted model, not a curated record. Bases 24 to 740 code for a protein of 238 amino acids. Lineage: Eukaryota; Metazoa; Chordata; Mammalia; Macroscelidea; Macroscelididae.
GCAAAGCCCGGUCUCCGGGUAAGAUGGCAGCGGACGGACAGUGCUCGCUCCCUGCUUCAUGGCGGCCGGUAACCCUCACUCACGUAGAGUAUCCUGCAGGUGAUCUCUCAGGCCACCUCCUUGCCUACCUGAGCCUCAGCCCUGUGUUUGUCAUUGUUGGUUUUGUGACACUCAUCAUAUUUAAGCGAGAGCUGCAUACGAUUUCAUUUCUUGGGGGCCUGGGACUGAACGAGGGAGUCAACUGGCUGAUCAAACACGUCGUCCAAGAGCCACGGCCCUGUGGAGGCCCCCAUUUGAUAGUGAGCACCAAGUACGGGAUGCCCUCCAGCCAUUCCCAGUUUAUGUGGUUCUUCUCCGUCUAUUCCUUCCUUUUCUUGUAUUUAAGAAUGCACCAAACGAACAACGCCAGGUUCCUGGACUUGCUGUGGAGGCACGUGCUCUCCCUGGGUCUCCUCACUGCGGCCUUUCUAGUCUCCUACAGCAGGGUCUACCUGCUGUACCACACCUGGAGCCAGGUGCUCUAUGGGGGCAUCGCUGGGAGCCUCAUGGCCAUCGCAUGGUUUGUCUUCACACAAGAGGUCCUCACCCCGCUAUUCCCCAGGAUAGCAGCCUGGCCCAUCUCUGAGUUCUUUCUAAUCCGAGACACAAGCCUCAUCCCCAAUGUGCUCUGGUUUGAGUACACAGUAACCCGGGCAGAAGCCAGAAAUAGACAGCGUAAGCUGGGGACAAAACUACAGUGACUGGUGGGUGUGGCUGGGCCCAGCCUCCAGGUCUGGCCUGCACAAUGCCUUGCAGGAUGGAUGGAAUGAUCGACAGAGGGACAAAGCUGAGACCUCUCCAGACCCAAGUCACCAAGUGGAGCCUUUUUUUUCCUCUUAUUUUGAUUU